AUGAAAACCAAAGUUAAAGUAACGUCAUUCUUAACACAUAUACUUAGAGUUGUUCUCUUUACAUUAUUCUUAGUCGUAAAUCAACAACUCGUAGAAGCUAAUGAUAUUAAUUUGGUGAGCCUAGGUGCAAAAUCAGACGGGUUAACAGACUCAUCAAGUGCAUUUACGUCUGCAUGGAACAUUGCAUGCGAGUCACUUAACCCUUCAAAAAUUCUUGUACCACAAGGAAGGUACUUGGUCAACUCAGCUUUAGUAUUUAAUGGGAGGAAUUGCAAGAACAAAGCUAUAAGCUUUGUCAUUAGUGGUACGUUAGUGGCUCCGGCUGACUUUCAAGUGCUCGGAAAUGCCGGUACUUGGUUUUCCUUUGAUGAUGUCACCGGAGUUUCUAUCUCUGGCGGGGUCUUUGAUGGACAGGGCGCUGGCUUGUGGGCUUGUAAGAGGUUCGGGAAGACUUGUCCCCCGGGAGCUACAACAAUUCGAUUUUCAAAUUCGAUGAACAUCGUGGUGAAUGGAUUAACGUCAUUGAAUAGCCAAUUGUAUCAUAUUGAUUUUGAUGGUUGUAAGGAAGUAAAAGUUGAAGGUGUGAAGGUCUCGGCUUCUGGUGCAAGUCCUAACACCGACGGAAUUCAUGUUCAACAAUCGACUGGAGUGACAAUCAUGAACUCAAAAAUAGGCACAGGAGAUGAUUGUGUGUCCAUUGGAGCCGGGACUAGUAAUUUGUGGAUUGAAAAUAUCGAUUGUGGUCCUGGACAUGGAAUAAGCAUCGGGAGUUUAGGAAAGGAGCUAAAUGAGCCCGGAGUAGUGAAUGUGACAGUCAAGAGUUGUACUUUUGUCGGCACUGAAAACGGAGUGAGGAUUAAAUCAUGGGGAAGGCCAAGCAAUGGAUUUGUAAGAAAUGUUCUCUUUCAAUGUCUUACAAUGGUUAAUGCUCAAAAUCCAAUCAUUAUCAAUCAAAACUAUUGUCCAAAGGAGAAAGGUUGCCCUGGACAAGUUUCAGGAGUAAGAAUCAGUGAUGUAACGUAUCAAGAUAUUCAUGGAACUUCCGGUACACCAAUUGCUGUGAAAUUUGAUUGUAGCUCAGAAUAUCAUUGCACGAAUAUCAAAGUCGAAGACGUGGUUCUCACCUAUAGAGACAAACCAGCUGGGUCAUCUUGUAUUAAUACUGUUGGAAGCACACUCGGUUCUAUUGAGCCUAAUAGCUGUUUUUAG
This is a messenger RNA of Chenopodium quinoa (quinoa), 1209 nucleotides long. RefSeq names its product polygalacturonase-like. Lineage: Eukaryota; Viridiplantae; Streptophyta; Magnoliopsida; Caryophyllales; Amaranthaceae. Bases 1 to 1209 code for a protein of 402 amino acids. Gene Ontology annotation, biological process: carbohydrate metabolic process. The transcript is spliced from 4 exons. Gene Ontology annotation, molecular function: polygalacturonase activity. The record is from RefSeq and is a predicted model, not a curated record.